AACAGCAUCAAUACCAAAAACGACAACAACAAGGUCAAUACUUACAAAGACCAGUUCAACAAAACAACAAAUUACGACCACUUCAACCUCAGAACCAACGCCUAAAACAACAAGAAUUAAACCAACGACGUCCACUAUGACACGAACGCCAACAACGACCACUACAACAUCAAAACCAAUAACGACGACCGGUACAACUCCAAGAUCCACAUCGACAACCACUACAACACUAAAACCAGCAUCAACAGGUACAACACUGAAAUCAUCAACGAAAAUUACAACGCCAAUAAAAGCAACGGUAUUGUCAACACUAGAACCUACUUUGACCAAUAAUACAUCAAAACUAACAACAACCACGAGAUCAAAACGAACGACAAUCACUACAACACCAUUGACGAGCACUUCAACAUCGCACCCACCAACGACUAUUACAAGAUCAAAUCCGACGAAAACCAUUACAACAUCAACAAACAUUACUACAUUCGAGCCGUUAGGUGUUGCAGAUUGCGGCUUUCCAAGUAAUGUGACGCAUGGACGUGUCUCAGUGGAGAAUGGUACCAUGUACGGAUCAGUAGCGGAGUACAGUUGUGAGGAAGGAUAUACGUUAGAUGGCAGCUACUCCACGGAAUGUCAGGCGAAUGGCAUGUGGCAGGACAUAGACAUUAGCUGCAUUGUCAUUAAUUGCAGCCUUCCACGAUAUUUGACACAUGGCAGUAUCUCCGUGGAGAAUGGUACUACCUACAGAUCAGUAGCAGUGUACAGCUGUGAGGAAGGUUACAUGCUAGACGGUAUGAACUCCACGCAGUGUCAGGCGAACGGCAGCUGGCAGGACAUUGACGUUAGCUGCAUUGCCAUUGAGUGCGGUCUCCCACAUAAUUUGACACAUGGCAACGUCUCCCUGAAUGGAACCACGUUUGGAUCGUUAGCGGUUUUCAGUUGUCACGCGGGUUACACGUUAAGCGGUAGCAAUUCAACAGAAUGUCUGGCGAACAGCACCUGGCGGUAUAUAGACGUCCGAUGUACUCCUAUUGAUUGCGACAAACCAACAAACAUAAAGAAAGGCACAGUUGAAUAUACCCUAACAACCUUCAACCACAGUGCCUUCUACACGUGCGAUCACGGAUAUACAACGGCAAACGCUACAGUGAUAAACUGUACGCCGGAGGGACUAUGGGAUGACGAUCCGCCAACUUGCACAGAUGUGGACGAAUGUUCGGGAAGUAACGAGUGCCACUACAGCGCCAAGUGCACCAACCUAAAUGGUAGCUACCAGUGCACGUGUAAUGACGGCUAUACAGAUUCGGGGGAAAACAGAGGCCGACAAUGUGACGAUAAUGACGAGUGUGCUUUUGUCGGGGACUAUUUCUGUCGGAGAAACCGGAAUCAGACUCGCUGGUGUACUAACACAGCUGGCAGCUACUACUGUGGCUGUAACCGUGGAUGGACGGGCACACACUGCGAGAAAGAUGUUAAUGAAUGCGAUGGUGGGACAUCAUGUGGUCAGAAUGCCGAUUGCACCAACACAUUUGGGUCUUUUUACUGCAAAUGUCGAGCGGAUUACCCUCAAGGAAACCCUUUCUAUGGAUGUUAUAGUCCGGUAAUGCUCAGCUUUAAAUCGAAGGCCGUGAUAGAUGGUGUCCGCGGAGACAACGAGAUACUCCCGCCUGUAAACAUACCAGGGGGAAGAUUCCCCUACUUCGGACAAUACUUCAGUCUCUUCAGGCCAAGUUUGAACGGAUUUCUAGCACUUAACUAUCCACCUCUGUAUGAAUCUUAUGGCGCGGAGAAUUCUACACUGUGGAAAAAGUAUGUUGAGAAUCACGUGGUUAUUGCUCCUCUCUGGACAAACCUCGACUCGAGGAAUAUUACCGGCGCAGGUGUAUGGGUCCAUGUGUUUUCUAACAACACUGGAAAUAGGAGUGACAUCCUCAAAAUACAGGAGCAUGUUCAGAAGUAUUCGAACAACAGUGAGUUCAAUGCGAGUGUUGCUUUUGCCGUGACUUGGAAACACGUCACCAUACAUUCACCAUACAUGCCCGGAUACAGGCUCUACAAGCACCAGAAUCUGUCGAUGCAGGCAAUUAUGGCAACGGACGGUCUAUACACGUACAUGAUGUUCAUCUAUGAUCAAGAGCAAUUCAGUAUUAAACCCUUGAGUUACACGCCAGUGGCUGCCGGUUACACUUUCCCUGGAAACUUUACCGGCAAGAUUCUCGCCGACAGGCACAACUUCACCAACCUUAAGAACGAGUCAAACGUUAACCAAGAGGUCAAAGGCCGUUGGCUACAUAACGUGACGUACAUCACUGACGACAUGUGGGACGAGGUUAGAUGCCGGAAGUUCCACGAGAACCAAACAUUGAAAGAAUGGACGCGAGAACAGCUUAAAAACUCAUAUCCUUGUCCAUGUUACGAACAAGACAUGAAAGAGGACUACACCUUUAAACAAAAUGACAGCAUAUGGUCGAACAAGGACGAGUAUACACACUGUUACGAGUCGUGGUUCUUCAAUCCAUACGACAUUAAACAGCGCUGCUGCUACAGAUUCGGCGAGCUUCGUAAGGAAUAUCCUUUCGCUAUAGGAGCCGAGUACAUGGAUACCGAUAUUAACGCCAUUUUGGAGGCCGGCUUCCGGCAGUGCUGCUCAGCGGUCAACAACCAGCGGUACUGUCACCUUUACUAUGACGUCAACCCACCCGAUGACUGCUCCAGCUGGUCUCCUGACGACGAGGGCGAAUAAAAACUGCCAUGAAAUUUGUGGGACUGUCUUAAGCAUAUCAAUCAGUUUGUGUUGUUUACAGAACACGUUUUGUGUUUGUGAAGACAUUCAUGUAUUUAUA
Messenger RNA from Mya arenaria, 2840 nucleotides. RefSeq lists its product as uncharacterized. Gene Ontology annotation, molecular function: calcium ion binding. Gene Ontology annotation, biological process: cell-matrix adhesion. NCBI's taxonomy places the organism in Eukaryota, Metazoa, Mollusca, Bivalvia, Myida, Myidae. The transcript is spliced from 14 exons. The record is from RefSeq and is a predicted model, not a curated record. Bases 137 to 2740 code for a protein of 867 amino acids.